UCAAGGCGAUAUUCAUAGACAAAUUAUUAAUUCAAAAACCUGUACUCAAUGUAUUGUACUGGAUAAUGUUGUUAUGCUUAUCGUACCAAAUGGAUAAUAAUUUUGUCAAGAGUUCAAUAUAUGAUGAAGCCAUUUUUGGAAUUGAUCCAUAUGUGUGGAUUUUUCGAACAGCUGACAUCAAUAUUAAUGAACGAUCAGGUGAUAUCUGGGGAUUACUACAAUUAACAACAAAUGGAACACCAUAUUUUUACAAAUUGAGUGAUUCAGAAAGAUCUGUCUUGUUUACCGAAUUUAUAAAUGAACUCACAGUUAUAAUUCCCACGGAGAACGGUAGACUGAGCACAACAAAAAGUGGCGAAAAAUUGUCUAGCACACGAUUAGCGAACAAUUUUAACCAAUUAAUAACGAAUGGUGCACUUUCAACAAGCUA
This is a messenger RNA of Racocetra persica, 430 nucleotides long. NCBI's taxonomy places the organism in Eukaryota, Fungi, Glomeromycota, Glomeromycetes, Diversisporales, Gigasporaceae. The record is from the annotation of a GenBank genome assembly.